Messenger RNA from Arachis stenosperma, 700 nucleotides. RefSeq names its product 60S ribosomal protein L23a-like. The transcript has 4 exons. Gene Ontology annotation, biological process: translation; ribosomal large subunit assembly. Gene Ontology annotation, molecular function: structural constituent of ribosome; rRNA binding. NCBI's taxonomy places the organism in Eukaryota, Viridiplantae, Streptophyta, Magnoliopsida, Fabales, Fabaceae. The record is from RefSeq and is a predicted model, not a curated record. The coding region runs from base 82 to 549 and encodes 155 amino acids. Gene Ontology annotation, cellular component: ribosome; cytosolic large ribosomal subunit.
CACAAAUCCAAAACCCUAGUCUUCAGCAGCUGCACCAGCUCUUCCAACUGAGCUUGUAAGAAGGGUAGCUGAGCGUUUGCAAUGGCUCCCGCUAAGGCUGAUAAUACCAAAAAGGCUGAUCCCAAAGCUCAGGCUUUGAAGGCAGCCAAGGCUGUUAAAUCAGGUGGCAAAGUCUUUAAAAAGAAAGCUAAUAAGAUCAGGACCAAAGUCACAUUUCACCGACCAAAGACACUCAAGAAGGACAGGAACCCUAAGUAUCCUCGCAUCAGUGCACCACCAAGAAACAAGUUGGACCAUUAUCAGAUUCUUAAGUUUCCUCUUACCACAGAGUCUGCAAUGAAGAAGAUUGAGGAUAACAACACACUGGUUUUCAUUGUUGACCUCCGUGCUGACAAAAAGAAGAUUAAAGAUGCCGUCAAGAAAAUGUAUGAUAUUCAAGCCAAGAAAGUUAAUACCUUGAUCAGGCCGGAUGGAACGAAGAAAGCCUAUGUGAGGUUGACUCCGGAUUACGACGCUUUGGAUGUAGCCAACAAAAUUGGCAUAAUCUAAGUUGUGCUGCUUUAUUUGAGAAAAGUCCAUCAAUGGUUGCUUAGAUAGUUGUUCUUGUUAUACAGGCCCCUUUUGCUAGGACUCUUUGUUAUCCAUAUGUAUCAACUAAUGAAUUGUCUAUUCAAUUUUGGGAGUUAUUUUAUGAACUCAA